This is a messenger RNA of Verticillium dahliae VdLs.17, 1452 nucleotides long. Its product is annotated as fungal specific transcription factor domain-containing protein. NCBI's taxonomy places the organism in Eukaryota, Fungi, Ascomycota, Sordariomycetes, Glomerellales, Plectosphaerellaceae. Gene Ontology annotation, molecular function: zinc ion binding; DNA-binding transcription factor activity, RNA polymerase II-specific; DNA binding. The coding region runs from base 1 to 1452 and encodes 483 amino acids. Gene Ontology annotation, biological process: regulation of DNA-templated transcription; DNA-templated transcription. The transcript has 5 exons. The record is from RefSeq and is a predicted model, not a curated record.
AUGAACGAGCCCACGAAUCUCAAGGACCGCAGGAGACGGAUUGCAAAGGCGUGCGACUCGUGCCGUCAAAAGAAGCUCAAAUGCGAUGGUAUAAGACCGGCAUGCAGUCGGUGCAUGCAGUACGACAUUGCUUGCAUGUAUGCCGACGUCGCAAAGCCGCCCUACCGCAGAUCAAGGAACAAGACUGAAAGGCAUCCAGACGCGGCUUCUUUCGGGAAGAUCACCGCCUCGCUGAGGGGUGGCACCUUUUCCAGAUGGGUUCAUCCCGCAUUGCAGCCGCUUUUCGGCAGAACAGUCCAUGAGCCGCUAACAACAUGGGAGCAAGCCCUGUCACUGGUCAAUGAUUACUUCCACCACGAGAAUCGGCACUGGCCACUCUUCGAUCACCCUACUUUCACGGCCUAUCUCGGUCGCCAGUACACCGAUGAUCCGCCACCUGAAUCGUCAUGGUGGGCCGCCCUGAACAUUAUACUCGCCACGGCCCAACGCAGAAAGGCCGGCACAGACCCAAGCAACUGGCAGGAAGCCCUGAAUCAGGCCUGGAAGUAUGUGCGAAACGCCAUGAGCGCCGUCCUUGACAUUCUCUUCCACAACAUCAGCCUGCUCUCGGUACAGGCUCUGGUGAGCAUCGGCCACUUCUUCCUGGACACGCCCAAUCCCCAGCCGACAUUCAUACUAUCGUCCUCGGCAGUGCGUCUCGGCCAGGCCAUUGGAUUGCACAAGCAAGACUGUCAGUCCACGCAUGAGCGUACUGAUCAGAAACAGAGGGCCCGUGUCUUUUGGUGUGCGACGAUUCUGGACCAGCUGGCAUGCUCCAAGACUGGAAGGCCACCCGCGCAAAAGGCAGAGGACUAUGCCGUGAGGCUACCAGAAGCAUCUGAAGGCGAAACACUGGGCACAUAUCGCCAACUGGAGCGGUGGGUGAGGAGCAUUCCCCCAGGUGCACGGCCUGGCAGAAUUCACGGAAACAACUGGGCAGGGUCAACCCAACCGGACCUUCUUGCGUUCGCCACCACGGCGCUUUUCAUCAUUUACAUCUACACGAAGCGAGUUCCGUCAGGGGACCGCCCCUGGCAGGACCUCGAGGAUAUGAGGAGCAUUGUGCGGUUUAUGCGAACUCAGAUUGACCAUGGAGCCGAUUCCUUCAUUCACGACCUGCAAGUCGCGGCUGAAGCUGCCUGCGAUUCUUCAGAGGCGGCUGUGACCCAUGCCAACGUCCUUACAGCUGAUCCGUCUGCACAUGAUCGAGGGUCCAGCGGUCAUACUGCCCACCAGACUGUUUAUGAUGAUGCUCAGGACAAGAGCAUGGCAAUAGAUGGAGCUGCGUCUUUUGAAGCCCCUGAGCCGCUUGAAGGGCUCGACUCUUUGCAUCAGCAACUCCUGGAGUUUCCGUGGUCGUUCCUGGAGAUUGACUUUAGUUUUGGCGAUGACCUCGCAGGAUUUGGGUUCUAG